Messenger RNA from Chrysoperla carnea, 2102 nucleotides. It is a transcript of the gene Cda4, whose product is annotated as chitin deacetylase 7. Gene Ontology annotation, molecular function: chitin binding. The record is from RefSeq and is a predicted model, not a curated record. Lineage: Eukaryota; Metazoa; Arthropoda; Insecta; Neuroptera; Chrysopidae. Bases 118 to 1587 code for a protein of 489 amino acids. The transcript has 8 exons. Gene Ontology annotation, biological process: carbohydrate metabolic process. Gene Ontology annotation, cellular component: extracellular region.
CAACUUUUGAUUAAGAAGUUUCUCUCUUGGCAGUAAUUUGUCGUGCUAAGAACAUCAAUUAUUUAUUAUUACAAAUGAGUGCGUGUUUUAUUUAAUCAAAAAUUAUAUUCACAAGUAAUGGUUAAAAGGACAUUACUGGCUAUUAUAGCCACAUUAUUUAUAUUUUCCGUAACCGCUCAAAAUGAUCGAAGAUCCACAACCACAACAUCCAAACCCGAGGACAAAGAAUUUCAAUGCCCAAAUGGUGUAGGGAAUGGUAAUUUCGCAGAUCCUGCAACUUGCAGGCGAUUUUAUCAGUGUGUAGAUGGAUACCCCUACCAAAACCGAUGUCCUUCUGGAUUGCAUUUCGAUGACAUAAGCAAAUUUUGUACAUUCAAAGAAGAAGCAAGAUGCGGUCCAAUUCCAACAACUAUAGCUCCAGUUACAGAGCCCAUUUUAGAUUUAGCUACAAAAUGUGAUCUAUCUAAUUGUGAAUUGCCAUAUUGUUUUUGUUCAAAAGAUGGAACACUUAUUCCAGGUGGUUUAGAUCCUGAGAAUACUCCUCAAAUGAUCCUUUUAACUUUCGAUGGUGCUGUUAAUUUGAAUAAUUUUGAACAUUAUAAAAAAGUAUUCGCAAAACGACAAAAUCCAAAUGGAUGUGAUAUUAAAGGUACCUUUUUCGUUGCACAUGAAUACAGUAACUACAAUAUGAUUCAAACACUUGCUGGUGAAGGACACGAAAUGGCUACAGAAACAAUUUCUUUACAACAAGGGCUUCAAGAUAAAGGUUACGAAGAAUGGGUUGGUGAAAUGAUUGGAAUGCGAGAAAUUUUAAGACAUUUUGCAAAUAUUUCAAAAGAUCAUGUUGUGGGUAUGCGAGCACCAUUCUUGAAACCAGGACGAAAUACGCAAUACAAAGUUUUAGAAGAUUUUGGAUACAUUUAUGAUAGUUCAAUUGGAGUACCCGCAUUACCAAUUCCAGUUUGGCCAUACACUUUAGAUUAUAAAAUUCCACACGAAUGUAAAAGUGGAACAUGCCCAUCUAGAUCUUUCCCUGGUGUUUGGGAGGUACCGUUAAAUGCUCAUUAUGUCGAAGAUUAUGAAGGCGGCCAUUGUCCCUAUUUAGAUCAAUGUGUCUUACAUAAUCAUGAUCCACAGGAAGUAUUUGAAUGGUUACGAGAAGAUUUCAGUCGAUAUUAUGAUCAAAAUCGAGCACCAUACAUGAUGCCAUUCCAUACAAAUUGGUUCUCAAUUAGAGAUUUAGAAUUAGGUCUAUACAAAUUUUUAGAUUGGGCAACCACUUUGCCUGACGUAUAUUUUGUAACUAUUACACAAGCGUUAACAUGGAUGACUGACCCAAAAACUGUAAAUCAAUUAAAUAAUUAUGAACCGUGGGAUUGUAAGAAACGGAAGGAGAAUUUACCACAACCCGGUUGUUCAAAUGCAAAUAAAUGUGCUUUAAAUUUCCAUCCACCAUCUUUAAAUUUCACUGAUACACGAUAUCUUGAAACAUGUAGGGAUUGUCCUAGACAGUAUCCAUGGGUGGGUGAUGCUGAAGGUACCGGCAUUCCAAGCAAAGACAAUUAUGUUCCAGAUAAUGUUAAAUAAAGACUUAAAUUUUGUAAUUUUAAAAUAAUAAAUUAAAUAAUUUUGCCAUUAUAAAGUAAGUUUCAUAAUUUUACGACACUACUUUAGGGAUAUAUUCUUUAACACAAAAAGGUUCAUAUAGAGGGACAUAUACCAUAAAUUAAUUUAACAAAAUAAUCAAGAAUUUCAAUUUUUUGAGCUGAAAAUUUUCUAUGAAAGUACGCACCGAUCCGAGUAGGGUGUAAUUAACUACACUCCAUCAAAGAUCGACAAAAAACACUUCGCAAAUAUUUCUUGAUAAUGUGCACUUUUUGACAAAUUUCCGGUAAUCAAUUUUAUCUGAGAUAAUUUUCAAUUAAGAGCGUUUAGAAGUAUUAUUCGAUAGAAGUAAUAUUAAAUUUGUGAGAGACCGCUCUGAAGAAUGGCGAGGUAACCUUUAAUACUUAAAUAAUAUUUUUAUUUUAUGUUAAAAAACGUAUUCUUAAAAUAGUGCCGUGCAUUUUUGAAACACCAUAUUUUCAAAUUUUGUUUUUUUU